CCUUUUUCGAGUUGUAAGAUGUGAAGGCAUUCAUGGCAUGGCACUUAAGACACGACGGAAUUUUACCUUCCGGUGCCUACGAGCAGUUUAGUUCACUCAUUCAACAAGGCCUGGGAUGAUCCGGGAUUUGCAGUUCUUACCUCCCGUCACUCGAUGGCACCCAACUCGGAUUGUAAACUCCCCCCGGAGCUGUGGCUAACUAUCUUUCGCUUGGCAACACAACCAGACGAUGGACAAUUGACCGCCAUAUAUGAGCCAUUCGAAGGCUGUUUCGAUAUGGUCUCGGAGGUGGUCCUCAGAACAAGGAGGUCACUCGUGCAGGUCUGCCGUACGUGGCGGACCCUUGCCACUGUCUUUCUGUACGAGGAUGUGAGGGUUAGGCCCGACGUGGAGGACACCCUGAAGAAGUUUCUAGAGAGCGAUCAGUUCAGCUCGGAGGGCAAACCUUCCACGCCCGGAAGAUGGGUUCGACGCCUCGAACUGCCUUACACCCUGACAGACCACAGCAGCUCUGGCACCGACGCUAUCCAGAUUUUAUCAUCCUGUCCAUUCCUUCAAACUCUCGUCCGACCAUAUUUGCCAGAAGUCCGCGGGCAGUCCCCCGAGCCACAACUGGGGUUCCCCAUGGGAAUCGUAGCCUUGUCGUCCCUGACUCGACUGGAUUGGUGGCACUGCCACACAGUUGCUGGAUCUGGCGGCAUAAACUCCCUCGUUGAUGUACUUCACAACGCUCCGCACUUGCAGUAUCUUACUCUUGGAGGGGAAUUCCAUACCGCACAGGAGCUGGACGCUCUGCACCUACCAGCGUUAACGACUCUCCGGCUGCGGCGAGUGAGCGCCUCAUUCCUGCUGCGAAUUUGUGGAUGGGUGCUCCCUUCUCUCGCCCAUAUAAUCCUAGACUUUCCAAGUGAAAGCUACGCAAUCGAGCAGGUCUGGUCUACCUUUGGUCGGCAACUUUCCACAGUAGAGUUCGGACGGAAUGUCGCCUUCCUCAUCAACGACCAGAUUACUCCAUUCUUACGUGCUGUAGAAGCUUCGGUGGAAUGCGUGGGCAUCCAUGCCUUCCCAUGCAAGAUGUCAUCUAAUAAUUUGUGGGCACAUCUCGACCGCCAUUUUUGGUGGCUUGCUGGUCCAUCGUUGCCUGCCCUCCAGCACGUAGUUCUCUACGGUAACUGGAGUGAGAUAAUGGAAGAUCCGCGGUUUCCUCGGUUGCGACGCCGGCUAGAGGAUAAAGGAUGUAAAAUUAAAUUUGCAAGCGAGGGCGGUUGAUUAGGUGGCCGUGAUGUCAGGUAGACAGACCUGCAUGAUCAUAAUUCGUUCCCGCUGACAAUA
Molecule: messenger RNA, 1332 nt
Organism: Pisolithus orientalis
Lineage: Eukaryota; Fungi; Basidiomycota; Agaricomycetes; Boletales; Pisolithaceae
Exons: 3
Coding region: 154-1269 (371 amino acids)
Source: RefSeq, a predicted model, not a curated record